Messenger RNA from Beauveria bassiana ARSEF 2860, 960 nucleotides. RefSeq names its product C2H2 transcription factor. Gene Ontology annotation, molecular function: RNA polymerase II cis-regulatory region sequence-specific DNA binding; DNA-binding transcription factor activity, RNA polymerase II-specific. The coding region runs from base 1 to 960 and encodes 319 amino acids. Gene Ontology annotation, cellular component: chromatin. The transcript is spliced from 2 exons. Lineage: Eukaryota; Fungi; Ascomycota; Sordariomycetes; Hypocreales; Cordycipitaceae. Gene Ontology annotation, biological process: regulation of transcription by RNA polymerase II. The record is from RefSeq and is a predicted model, not a curated record.
AUGCCUCGUGGUGCUUAUGAUAUCACAAACCUGCCACAACCGGAAGAAGCACCGCGGAAAGAUAGCUCAGCUAACGCCACAUCGCUUAAGGAUAACUAUAGCAGAGACGCCGCACGAUACACUGAGGACAACACUCCCUACUCCACCGUUGGUUUAAAUGGAAUCUCCAACCCUUACGACUACCUGUCGCCGGUAUCCUUUUCGCCUCACUGCAGUGAGCCAGAUUCUCCUCUACCACAGAUGCUGCGACCGCUUCAGCCUUCUUCGAUCACCACCAUGCAGCACCUCUACGGUAGCAACCCGCACACCCCGCGCACUGGAACGCCUAACACGCCAAACUCUGCGCAUGACCUGCCCAGCUACCCUCAAAGCACUCAGGCUAGCGCUCGAAGGGACAUACACUCAAUCGCUCAGAAGUUCUGGUCGCCGCACACUGGCUAUGGGACUUCCCAGCCCAUGACGACCGCCGCUGUCAUAGCUGCCGCUGCCAUGGCUGCCUCGCAACCGCAGCUCAUCGCCCCCGCGUCUAGUGGUGGCCGUGGCCCUCCUGUCCUACGUUCCAUGCCGCCCACUUACGAUGUUGGCUCCCAGGGCCGCAGAGGCAUUCUGCCCAGCGCGCCUGGGCGGCCUCCUGCUCCCGCCGCCGGUACAAAGAACACGGUCAUUCCGGUCAGGGACGCCAACGGCAAGUUCCCGUGCCCUCACUGCACGAAGACUUAUCUCCACAUUCAGCACCUAAAGCGCCAUCUCCUGCACCACACUGGCGAACGUCCGUACAAAUGUGCUAAGUGCAACACCUCCUUUCAUCGCACUGAUAUUCUCAAGCGGCAUUUCCAAAAAUGCUCCAUCCGUAAUCCCUCCGAAGCUUCGCACCUGUCCCACCCUGUUCCUGUCCAGGAUGGCAUGAACGGCAUGCCCAGCGACAAGAGUAGUAACCUGACCACGUCAAACCGCGUGUGA